GGAUCGGCAAGGCGGGGCACCUUUGGUUUUUGCUAGAUUUUUCUCAGGCAAGGCCACGCCUGGGCACGGAGCCUUUGUUUUGGGGGAGGGGGCCGUGCCUGGCUCUUUAUCUCCUGCCCUGCUUUGUGGGCCAGGCUCGCUCCCCGCCCUGGAGUGCACACGUCCCACCCGCCCCCGGUGUUCAGCUGCGAGCCUCAGGCCUCGGGAGGUCUCCGGCGUCCUAACCCGUCUCUCCUCCGCGGAGCAGCUGGGGCGUGGGCGAGCGGGGCUGGGCCGGCGGGGUCACCGCGCGGGCUGUGGGGCUCGCGCCUGGCGGGUGCUCAAGUCCCCAAGCGCCUACUACUAGUUGGUGGGCCUGGAGGGAGACGCCUCGUUCUCAGGCAAGGUCCCGGCGCCUGAAUUCUUUGGGAACUUGAUCUAUUUGUGUGCGUGUUUCUUUUAUUUCUUUUUUUUUUCUUUCUGCCUUUGCGUCUGUGCUUGGUGAGGACGUUUGCUGGGCCCUCCUUUUUUUUUUGAGCAUGCAAACCACAACAUCCUAGGCUGAUUUCCGUGUCACAUAUUAUUAAUGCUCAGGAAACGCUUCCGGAUGUACAACCAAGAUUUGAGCCAGCCUUGCCAUCAGAAUUGGGAGAGCUGACUGCUCUUUGAGGAUGAUUGGUUUAUCUCCUGGUUGCGUCUUCUUGGAGCCUGGGAUGCCUGUUCAGUUGCUUUGCCUCACUGCAGACUCUGAUUCCCACCAGGAUUUAGCAUUCAGACCUUGGCGUCAGGAGAUACGAGGUCCUCCAAAAAAAGACCAGUGCCUCGGAUGAGCCCCCUCACAGAGAGAUGAAGGGGCAGCAGAAAACAGCCGAAACCGAAGAGGGGACAGUGCAGAUUCAGGAAGGUGCAGUGGCUACUGGAGAGGACCCAACUAGUGUAGCUAUCGCCAGCAUCCAAUCAGCUGCCACUUUCCCCGACCCCAACGUCAAGUACGUCUUCCGAACUGAGAAUGGGGGCCAGGUGAUGUACAGGGUGAUCCAGGUGUCUGAGGGGCAGCUGGAUGGCCAGACAGAGGGCUCUGGCGCUAUCAGUGGCUACCCUGCCACUCAGUCUAUGACUCAGGCAGUAAUCCAGGGGGCUUUCACCAGUGAUGAUGCUGUUGACGCGGAGGGAACAGCUGCCGAGACCCACUACACUUACUUCCCCAGCACCGCAGUGGGAGAUGGGUCAGGGGGUACGACAUCUGGGAGUACAACCGCCGUGGUCACCACCCAGGGCUCAGAGGCACUGCUGGGGCAGGCAACCCCGCCCAGCACAGGCCAAUUCUUUGUGAUGAUGUCACCACAAGAAGUGUUACAGGGAGGGAGCCAGCGGUCAAUUGCCCCCAGGACCCACCCUUAUUCCCCGAAGUCAGAGGCUCCCAGGACAACGCGAGAUGAGAAACGGAGGGCUCAACAUAACGAAGUGGAGCGCCGCCGCCGGGACAAGAUCAACAACUGGAUUGUACAGCUGUCCAAAAUCAUCCCAGACUGCUCUAUGGAGAGCACCAAGUCUGGCCAGAGUAAGGGUGGAAUCCUGUCCAAAGCCUGUGACUAUAUCCAGGAACUACGUCAGAGCAACCACCGGCUGUCUGAAGAGCUGCAGGGGUUAGAUCAGUUGCAGCUCGACAAUGACGUGCUUCGACAGCAGGUGGAAGAUCUUAAAAACAAGAACCUGCUACUACGAGCUCAGUUACGGCACCACGGAUUAGAGGUCGUCAUCAAGAAUGACAGCAACUAACUGUGGGGACUCAGGGGCUUUGGGCCCGAGAACUGCACAUAGCCCAGGAGCAACAGGCUGACCCCAUGCCCCUCUCUUUCACUGCCUACUUCUGGCGUGGGACUCGGGGGAGUUGGGCAAGUGUGAUUUUGAACUGAGGCCUGUGGCAUGGCAGUCUGCAGUGAGUGCUGGGAAACCGUGUGGACACGCACCGCCAGCCUUGCCUGCCCCCACCGCGCAGUCCCCGGGCCCUGGUGCUCCUUUGGCACACUGCAUGUGCUGUCUCCUUGGUGGACACUGGACACACGAAAUCUGGGCUCGCCGCGUGCUUGCUUAGAGUGCCUGGCAGAGGGUCUGUGGGCCGAGUACUUCACUGGUUCUUCCUUUCUCUGAAGCAGAAGUUAAGAUACAUACCUGAUUACUCUGGGGAGCAGGCUUACUCAAGAGGUGGGGAAGGAUGCUAGCGGGCUGCUCUCCCAGGAGUAGAGGGGGCAGUGAGCAGCCGAAGCCUCUGCAGAAGGCCCUGGAGUCAGGGAGAGCUAUAGGCAGGGCGGGUUCACAGAGAGCCCGCCCUGUUCCAGGGGUGGUUCUUUUUAUUUCUUUACUUUUUUUUUUUUUAAGAUAAAAUUGUUUAGAGCCACA
Molecule: messenger RNA, 2379 nt
Organism: Rattus norvegicus (Norway rat)
Lineage: Eukaryota; Metazoa; Chordata; Mammalia; Rodentia; Muridae
Gene: Usf1
Product: upstream transcription factor 1
Biological process (GO): glucose mediated signaling pathway
Cellular component (GO): nucleus
Molecular function (GO): E-box binding; DNA-binding transcription activator activity, RNA polymerase II-specific; protein dimerization activity
Source: RefSeq, a predicted model, not a curated record